AUGGCUCGCCGUUCCUCUCUGGCAUCCUUACCCUCAUCUAGCAGAAGUGCCGAGACCGUCCUCUAUAGUAGCCAGUCGCGAGCAGAUGGGUUCGGCAGACCUAUGGAGCGUAAGGUGUUGACGCUGUCGACUUUGGUGGACAGCACACUUGACCGUGCAGCAGGACUAGAGGGCUUCAACCCUGAUGAGUUGCUUGAGAAGCAUUCUGUCUCGGAGGUGAAGGGCGUGCAACAAAAGUUGAGACACAAUGCGGAGGCGAAGCAGCAAGAGCUUCGCCUUAUGCGUAGGGAACGCUACCGCGACCUGCUGCAGGCCUCUACCUCGAUUACGUCGAUGGCAGAAUCCUCUCAGCGUGUGUUAGAGGCCUGUCGUGAAAUGCAUGACGUUGUUGCAUCCAUACAACACCCCCGGAUACAGAAACGUUCUUCUGUGGAAGAAGACAAGCACUUACAAGCCUUGCAACAACUAUCCGCGCAUUUGAAGCUACUACUGGACGCUCCCGAACAUCUAUGGCGUUUCAUGGAACAACGGUCAUAUCUUCAUGCUGCCUGGCUCUAUCUGACGGCCCGCGCUGUGCAUCAAACAUUGCUACAUGGAGACGAAGAUGUCAGUCGAAAUUGGCAGGCCUAUGGGAUAGAUGUAUCCGAAGAUAUGCCACUAGUGCAACGCCAGUGGGACACGAUCUCGCCCUUCAGAUCCCAGAUUGCACAUAGAGCGACUUUGUUCCUCCGUGAGCAUACGGCCUCCUCUACAGAAACAUGUGCGGCUCUCCUGACAUUAUAUCUGUUGGAGUCCCGCCCAUUGGUGGAGACGCUGUCGAUCUUUCUAGCGCAGAGGUCAAAGACUCUGUCGUCCUUGCUACCACAGUUUCAAGGGAAAACGACGAAUGGUCAUGCACAUAAUGCGCCUAACAAGGAUAAGCCGUCCAGUAGAGCCAGGAAGGCAUUUGUACGUGAAGCGAGGCAAAAGCUGCAAGCUGUUCUAGAACUUGUGUCGAGAACACUUGGGACGGCCCGGUUGUUGUUUGGCGAUGGGCACUCUGAGGGCGUGCCUGUUAUACAACAGGCUCUUCACUAUAUAGAGACUGAAGAAGCGUUGCCUGAACUUCCGCCAGGGCUUCAAAUGACGACACAAUCGCUCCUAGCAAACCUUCCAUCCUCCGCGCACUUCCUUCUUCUCCCUGUUAGCAUCAAGUCCUACAAGCCGUAUGUCGCUGGCACCUCCACCUCGUCUCAAUUUGCCCCAGGGCAGCUCCGCGACAAGCUAGAUAACUAUUUCGACCAAUCUGUGACCUCCAUCCGCCAUGCGCUUGAACAGUGGGUUGCACAUCUGGAGACCGCCCGGGAGGUCUGGGAUGUCCGCACUGUAUCCUCGAAGCUCGUCAAAAGUCUUGAAGGCCUGGAUUCUCGCGAAAGGACACAAUUACGGUCCCUCUUGGAUGACGUCUCUCAACGACAGGUGACCUCGCUCUGGAAGUCCGCGCUGGCCGACAUAGAGACCUCUUUCAGAGAACGCGUAGAUCAUGCGCUUGACGCUUUGAGAACUCAUGCGAAUGUGCAACGUGCAGAUGUCCAACCUGUACAGUAUCUCUUCGAGCAAGCACCGCUUCCGUCCGCGUCGCAAGUAGGUCUGAAUCUGUCAUCGGCUGCUUCAUCCUUCCAGCGGUACAAAACCACGUUGCAACGUCAGUUGCACGGCCGCACACCGUUGAUCGACGACAUCCUCAAUACAGUCGAGCGCUAUGCGCGGGAACUCCAUGAAGACAUUGAUGCGGUUCGGAGCAGAGAUGAAGAUAGUCGAACACUUGCUGAACAGACGAUCCAGAAUUAUCGUCCUGAGGCCGAAGCCUUCUGCUCUAGGCUUGCACAAUCUAUGGAGGAGACUGCAGACUUCUCUGAUGACGGAGGCAAGUACUUUCGCCUAGAAAGAUAUUCUCUCAAGACUGACGGACGUGUAGGAUGCAGUGACGUCGCCCUCGAUGCGUGUCGGAAGAAGCUAGAAGCGCUGCAGUACAGGACAUAUCAGCGAUGGCAGGACUAUCUCCUCAACCGGAUCGUUUCUGCGCAUUGGCCGGCUGAUUCGUAUUCAGAAGGCACUUCAAAUGGAUCAAAUGGCAUUGCUGCACAGGAUAGGACAGCCAUUGGUUCUCCUCCCACUCGUCCCUCGUCUGCUCUUCUGCAAGCGCUACUUGCACUGGUCACCUCGAUACAAGACCUUGGAGUGUUCAUAGACUCGGAGCGCCGACAACGGAUAGCCGCCGACAGCCUCCGCGACCUCAUCAUCCGGAUGUUGGAUCAGAUCUACUCACCCGCCCGUGUCUCUGGGAGAAUGGCUGCGCAAGACGUUUGGGACCUGCGAUUCAUCCGGGGGAUUACGGAGCUCUGGGGUAAUGCGUGGUCAGAGAUUGUGCAACGAUUAGAGUGUAUGGUGUCCAAGAUGCAAGAGAAGCAACCACAACUUGACAUGGACAAGAGCCUGGCGGAACACUUGUCACGGGUGCAGAUCCUUCUCGCACCUAUGCUACCGCCGCCUUCACUUUCAGAGCCACCCGCCUCAUCAAGUGACAGGGGAAAGUCCGUCGGGCUGCUGUGCUAUGGCCAGCCAGUAACCGAGCAGCAGUUCCAUUCAGCGUUGGACCUUGUAAAACCUUCCGCGCGUUUCGGGCUGCUCCUCGUUGGCAAUACUGCGGUGCGGUAA
Postia placenta MAD-698-R-SB12 is the source of this 2697-nucleotide messenger RNA. RefSeq lists its product as hypothetical. The transcript is spliced from 11 exons. Gene Ontology annotation, cellular component: COG complex; Golgi apparatus. The record is from RefSeq and is a predicted model, not a curated record. NCBI's taxonomy places the organism in Eukaryota, Fungi, Basidiomycota, Agaricomycetes, Polyporales, Adustoporiaceae. The coding region runs from base 1 to 2697 and encodes 898 amino acids. Gene Ontology annotation, biological process: intra-Golgi vesicle-mediated transport.